Messenger RNA from Oncorhynchus kisutch (coho salmon), 13198 nucleotides. It is a transcript of the gene setd1a, whose product is annotated as SET domain containing 1A, histone lysine methyltransferase. The record is from RefSeq and is a predicted model, not a curated record. Gene Ontology annotation, molecular function: RNA binding; histone H3K4 methyltransferase activity; protein binding. Gene Ontology annotation, cellular component: Set1C/COMPASS complex. The coding region runs from base 671 to 7300 and encodes 2209 amino acids. The transcript has 22 exons. Lineage: Eukaryota; Metazoa; Chordata; Actinopteri; Salmoniformes; Salmonidae.
CGAUGGCCGCUCGUUUAACAUUAUUUUGUUGUAGGACAUAAACAAAUAUUUCGUGAAAUAUUACGCUUUGUAUGGUAACUACACAGCACCGGGAAAGUAUCGACAUUGUUAUAACUGAGCUAUUGUGCCCACUGGCAAAAACGGAGUUAUCUUUUCAGUUUGGUACUCAGUGUUUUUCCCUGUUCGUCCUAGGCCUAGCUUCACUUGAGCAGCGGGUUGGUAGUUUCGGAUGAAACGGGCAAUCGGUUUGAAAGAGGCAGGUUCGGUUAGGCGAGUGAAUGACGUUUAGCAAGCUAACUUAGGUCGAUCUUUGCAUCGUUGUACAGAAAUAGUAUUUUGAAUAACCACUUUCAAAUUUAUGAAACUUAACUAGCUAGUUGGGAUUUGAAUAGCUAGCUAGGUAACAAGCUAACUUGUUAAAUGAAACUGAGUAUGGUAGCAGCUAACGCUAGCUACACAUGCUAAUCUAGUUUAGAUAUAGCUAGUUAGUCAAGGUGAUCCGAAGUAUAUAACGAACGUUACAAUAAGCUACCGUAGUUAUCUAAAUCAUAACUAGCGGAUUGAAAAUAGUGGAAUCCUAUCAAAGCACAGCUAGCUAGCGUGUGACGUUGUCAUUGUUUUGACAGCAGCACCAGGCUGGAGCGAGUUUACAGUAUGCCAGAGUUAUAGCAUGGAUCCAGACAGUGAGCCGGAUACACAACGAGCUCUCAGUUUGCAAUGGAAGAGCUAUAAGCUCGUCCAAGACCCAGCCACCCGGAGGGUUAACAACAAGAUAUACCGAUAUGAUGGGGUGCAUUUCAGUGUGCCGGACUCGGGGUUCCCCCCAGUGGGAGAUUUGCGGGACCCUCGACCUCGUAGAAUCUGGUCCAGGCACACAGAGAUGGCCCUGCCAGUGCCCAAGUUCAAACUGGAUGAGUUCUACGUGGGCCCCAUUCCCCUCAAGGAGGUGACCUUCGCUCGCCUCAAUGACAACAUCAAGGAACCCUUCCUGGCUGAGAUGUGCGCAAAGUUUGGAGAGGUGGAGGAGAUGGAGAUAUUGUUUCACCCCAAGACCCGUAAGCACCUGGGCCUGGCCCGCGUGCUCUUCACCAGCACCAGGGGGGCGAAGGACACGGUCAAACAGCUGCACAACACCUCCGUCAUGGGUAACAUCAUUCACGCUCAGCUGGACAUCAAAGGCCAGCAGAGGCAGAAGUAUUAUGACCUGAUAGUGAGUGGCUCCUACACGCCCCAGACUGUGCCCACAGGAGGCAAGGCCCUGACAGAGCGGUUCCAGCCCCCAGCGCCAACACAACCAGACACGUCGUCAGAUAUCAGGCGGAGACUGUCCUCUGAGAUAGCUGGCCUGGCUGCGGGCUUGGCUGCAGGGGUACCGGCUCUCACCCCUGGGAGCACCACCCCCUGCUCUGUGGACACAGGCUUCAGUGAGCAGCGUCUAGACACGACCCCCUCCUCCAUGGGGGGGCCCUACACCCCAGGCUCCUCCGCUUCCUCGCAGGGAGGAGGAACGCCCUACACCCCUCGCUCUGUCUCACAGGACUCGGGCUACGCUGUUGCCAGACAAGUUGGAUACAGUGCUGGCCCGUUGACCAGUGGCUACCCUCCCCAGGACAUGCUUCCCUCCUCCUCCUGUUCCUCCUCUACUGUCUCCUCCUCAGUCGGGGCAUACAAAGCUCCCCGGUACUCGGAGGACCCCCAUGCACCUCCUCAAGACCUCUACCAAAGGUGUCGCCCCACAUACCCCCCUACCGGCCCUUUUCGUCCUAACGAGCCCCCGCUCUACCCCACAUACCCAAAUGCUGGAGGGGCUGGACAGCACAUGGCACACCACCCUGCAAUGCCUCCCCCACCUCUUGCACCCCAGUACGAGCAGCCCCCUCUGGCAGACCGGGACAGAGAGAGGGACAGAGAGCGGGACAGGGACUCAGGAGGGCGGCACAGUGCCGGUGGGAUUGGCUCUAGAAGGUCAUCUUACCAGGAGGCCAACUCUUCCUCCAAGUAUUCCCACCACUCGCAUCACUCAGAGAGGGAGAGGGGCUACAGACGGGACAGCCUGGGCUCCAGAGAACACGGCAGACACCGUAACCACCACUCGCACAAUCACAGCAGCAGUAGUAGCAGCAGCCGGCGACGGAGCAGCCACGACCGAGACAGCAGGGAGAGGGACAGAGACAGCGACUACUCAAACAGCUCCGACCCCAGAUUCAACUCCAACUCCCACCGCUCCUCCUCCAACAGCCUGUCCCCGCCUCCAUCUGCCUACCCCUCCUACUCCUCCUCCAAAGACCAACCCCCUCCCCACAACCCCUCUGUCUCCUCCCGCCUAGAGCCCUCCUCAGUGUAUCGUGCCCAGCCUAGUGGUGCUGGUCCUGGGGAGAGGGGUUCUGUGUCUGACAAGGACCCCCGAUCCCACCACACCCCUCUGCCACCCCCUCCACCACCUCCCCUCCCCCCUGCCUCUGUGAUAGCGGCGGCAGUAGCAGAGACGCUCAGCGCCCUUGACUUUGGCCAGGAGAGCCCAGUCAGAGAGGAGACGUGGACCAAGCCCAAACGCCGGCCCACCACCCCACCUCCCCCUCCUCAGCAUCCCUCCACCCCUCCCUCUUCUCCACCCCACUCCUCCAUCGCUUCCUCCUCCACUUCACCCUCCUCCACCUCCCUCCCACACCAUCUCCCCUCCUCCACUUCCCUCUCCCCACCCCCCCAGCGAGACUCUUCCUCCCCGGAGCCAGAUUCCACCAAUGAGAGCCUGCCAUUUGUCUACCACAGCAGCAGCUUAGACUCUCGUAUUGAGAUGCUACUGAAAGAGCAGAAAGCUAAGUUCUCCUUCCUGCCCUCUGAUGAAGAUGAGGGAGAGGACAGAAAGGAAGAAAGGCAGAGAGAGAAGGUGGCAGCAGCAGGAGAGGGAGGAGCAGCAGGCGAGGGCAGGAGCAAUAAGCAGAGGGAGCAGGAUGGGGAGAAAGACAGGCGGAGGAGACAAGGAGGAGAUGGUGGAGGCCAGCAGAGGAGGAAAGGAGAGAGGGAUAGAGACGGCCGUAGAGGGAGGAAGCAGAGAACGGGGGGAGAGGGGAGGAAGAGUCCCACUGUAGUAGCACAAGCUACCCCCUCCUCCUCCUCCACCUUCUCUCCCCGUGUCCCCACCACAGAUAACCAUACUAGUCUCCAUGGAACAGGACCUCUGCAGGAGGAGGCAGCCCAACCUGAGCCUAUUGAUCCAAGGACCAGACAAGGGGCACAGACACCCCCCUACAACGGAAAGAGUCAGUCAUCCCCUCAUUCCUCUGGGGAAGACAUGGAGAUCUCCGACGAGGAUGAAGAACACACCAUUACAGCAGUGACCACCCACCACGCCACUCCUUCCUCCGUCUCUUCUCCAUCUUCAUCCCAGGCCCCCCUGCCCUCCCAGACAGACCCCUCUACCUCCCCCUCUGACCCCACACAGCACUUUGGCACAUCCAUGCCUGCUCCACCCAUCCCCUCUUACCCCCCUCACCUCCCUCCCCCGGGCUUUUCCCUGCAGCCCCCUCCACCCCCUUGCAUCCCCCCACCGCUGGGCCACAUGGAGCUGCACCCUGAGUACCCUCCUCACAUGCCCCCACACAUGUAUGACUAUGCCAGCAGUAUGGAGCUGAUGAACCAGUACAGUGGCGGAGCCCCCAUGUCCUUCCAGAUGCAGACCCAGAUGCUGAGUCGGCUGCACCAGCUGAGGAUGUCCUCUUCUAAUGGCACCGCUGCCCCUGGCGACGCCCCCCCUUCAGACUACUACCACUCCAUGCCCCCUCCCCCACACCCCCACCACCCCUACAUGGACCAAGAAGGGGGUGGCUAUGAGCAGGAUCAGCACUACAUGCCCCCCCACAUGCCCUACGCCUACCCUGGCCCCUCUCAGAUGCCCCACCACCACGCCAUCCCCCCUCCACACACGGGCUGGGCCCCGCAUGUCUUACCCGAACACUACGCGUACCACACCCCUCCGCCCUAUGGGACUAUGCCUCCUGUGGGGGGAGAGGCCCAGUACGGGGCGGAGGGGGACCCCCAAAUGCCCCUGCUAACAGAGAACCCCCACGAGGCCACAGUGCAGCUGGUGCUGGCCACCCUCAUCCAGGAGAUGAAGAGCAUCAUGCAGAGGGACCUCAACCGCAAGAUGGUGGAGAACAUCGCCUUUGGAACCUUUGACGAGUGGUGGGAGCGCAAGGAGACCAAAGCCAAGCCGUUCCAGACCAUGGUUCGGGGUGUGGCUGCAGUAAGGGACGAGGACAAGAAGGAGGAGACCAAGGCCAGCAGCAAGCCCCGGGAGCCCCUCAUGUCUCUGGUGGACUGGGCUAAGAGUGGAGGAAUGGAAGGCUUCUCACUGAGAGGGGCGCUACGACUACCAUCAUUCAAGGUGAAGAGGAAAGAACCUCUGGAGCUAGCAGAGGUAGGAGAGAUGAAGAGACCCAAGACACCGCCAGAGGAUGACGACGAAGACUCGUACCAUGACAAGGGUCUAGAGGGAAGAAUGGCAGAUGGGGAGGGCCACAGGGCUGAGAGGGACAGCAGGCGGAGGAAGAAGAAGACGAGAAGUCGUAAACCUUGGGACCUGGACAGCGAAGGAGAAGAGACUUCUGACGGUUCUUCUUCAGAUAAGGAGGAGGGAAGUGACAAGGGGUCUGAAGAUGAGGCCUUGAGUGCGGACAGCGAUGAUGAGAGCCUCUCCUCAUCCACAGAGAGUUCUUCCUCCUCAACAUCAUCAUCCUCCUCUUCCUCUGAAGACGAGGAUGAGGAGGAAGGAGAGCAGGCCGGCAGUGGACUGGACACCAUGGAUGAGUCUACGAUGGACAGCACAGCUCUGGACACAGAGAAGGGGGAUGACCUAGAAAAGUCUGCAGCUGCUGUUCCAAAGGCACCGCUCAGCGCCGAGAUCAAAGCUGAAAUUGCUGCCAGCAAGAAGGAUUCAUCAACACUCAGCUCAAACGCUCGUCCUCCAGCCCCCCGCCCGUCCUCCCCAAUUGACAUUGUGCCUCCUCUCAAGAAGCGAAGGAAGACCGUCUCGUUCUCUACCGGGGAGAGCGACUACAAACCCCACCUUCCAACUGUCCCCUUGUCCCCAUCUCCCUCCACUGCCUCUCCUCUCUUGUCCCACAUGAAAUCCCACCUUCCAGACUCCAUUUUCAUCGCCUCCAUACCUGGAACCACCCCCUCCAAGACUCUCUCACUCCUCCCCUUUGCCUCCAAACCAGGCGAAGGCAAUGCCCUCUCUCCCUCCCCUGUUCUCACUGUUCCCUCGCCUGUACGCCCCGAAGACUCAAAAAAGAGCCCUGUCCCUCUGGUGUCCCCCCCAAUCACCCCCACCAAGUCCCCCAACAAACGGGGGGCCACCCCCAAAUCCCCCCCUCCAGUGUGGGUGUGUCGCACCGUGCAGAACCUCCCCCUGGACCACGCUUCCAUGGUCAAGAUGGCCUUCGAGGAGGCCCCGCCCCCUGUCACAAAGGGCCGGGGCAGGGGACGCCCCAGGACUGUCAGCCUGUCGACCCCCACCCCUCCCUCCUCUUUCAACACCCUCAGAGAGGAGGAGGAGGAGGAGGGACUGCAGACGCUGAGACUCAGUGAGCAGCUGGGAGCAUCCAGCCUGCUACAGCUGGGCUCGGCCCCCACGGCUGAUCUGUCUGUCCUGGCUGAUGUGGCCCUGAAGCUGGCCCCAGAUGCUGGAGACUCAGAGGAGACGGAGACGUCAGACGAGGCAGAGGAGCAGAAGAUGGAGGAGGAGAUGCUCCUCUCUCCCAAAGCCCUCCCCCUGGUUAUGGACCCACAGGGCCUGUCUGCCCUGCAGGAGCACAACUAUUCCAAAGCCCCCUUCCACCUCAUCCCUGCCCAAAAGAAGAGUGUCUCCAAACAGGAGUCUGGGGUGCUCCUCCCUGCAGACUUCAACCAUCACGCCAUCUCUGGGGUGCUGGAAGCUCCCGAGGAGGUCAUAGGGGAACCCCUGCCCUCUAGGGACAGACACCAGGCUGAGUACCUGUCUGGAAUGGGGCUGCUGUGUGAGGAUGGAGACAUGGCCAAGGCCUUUGUGCUGACAUCUCUCACCCCAUCAGGCAAGAGGAAGGGAAUGGCGGUGAGGGGCAGUGAACUGGAGGAGAUGGGGAAAGAGAAGAACAAGAAGAGGAGGAGGAAAGAUAAGGAAAAUCUGGAGUUGCAGCAAAUGAAAAAGCAGAAGGAACAUCAGACCAAGAAACAGAGGAGGAAACUAGAGGAGGUGGACCUGGAGGAGGAUGUGGACGUGGAGCAACUGGAGCCAGGUGAGCUGUCUAACACGGAGGACGAGGAAGAGUGGGACGAUGUGAGGAAGAGCGAGCGCCUCUUCCUCCAGGAGGCCGGGUUGACUUCGUCGCAGCGUUGGCCCAAGCCCAUCCCUGCCCCGGAGCCCGUCACGUUUGACCAGCGCAGCGAGUUUGAGCAGAUGACCAUCCUGUACGACAUCUGGAACUCUGGUCUAGACAUGGAGGACAUGACGCUGCUGAAGACGACCUACGAGAAGCUGCUGCAGGACGACCACAGCACCGACUGGCUCAACGACACACACUGGGUCCACCACACUGUUACCAACAUCCCCAACCCGCGGCGUAAGAAGAAGAGUGCAGACGGGCAGCUGCGGGAGCACGUGACAGGCUGUGCCAGGAGCGAGGGCUACUACGCCAUCAGCAGGAAGGAGAAGGAUGUCUACCUGGAUCUGGAACUGCCUGAGCAGGCCCUACUGGAGGCUGCCGACUACGACGCCUCCGGCUCAAACCGGCUGCUGUCAGAGAGACGGUCGGAGCAGCGCCGCCUCCUCAGUGCCAUAGGCAUCCCUGCAGUCAUGGACUCUGACCUGCUCAAACUCAAUCAGCUCAAGUUCCGUAAGAAGAAGCUUCGAUUUGGCCGCAGUAGGAUCCAUGAAUGGGGCCUGUUCACCAUGGAGCCCAUUGCUGCUGAUGAGAUGGUCAUAGAGUAUGUGGGCCAGAAUAUUAGACAGAUGGUGGCUGACAACAGAGAGAAGCGUUAUGCCCAGCAGGGCAUUGGGAGCAGCUACCUGUUCAGAGUGGACCACGACACCAUCAUUGAUGCUACCAAGUUAGGCAACCUGGCACGCUUCAUCAACCACUGCUGCACUCCUAACUGCUAUGCAAAGGUGAUCACCAUAGAAUCCCAGAAGAAGAUCGUGAUCUACUCCAAGCAGGCCAUUGGCAUGAAUGAAGAGAUUACCUACGACUACAAGUUCCCUCUAGAGGAAAAUAAGAUUCCCUGUCUGUGUGGAACAGAGAACUGCCGUGGGACGCUCAACUAGAUACCACAGCAUGACCACUCAUGCAGCAGUACUCCAUUUCAGUCCCUCCUGUCCCCGCACCACAACCCCUGACUAUAACCAAGAACAAAGCCACACCCACCACCAACAGCCCCCCCCCAGACCCCAAAGCCCACCUGCUCCUCCAGACUGUCAAACAGUUGUCUGUACCAUAUCCAGAAAACAGAGAGAGACAUGCAACGUUUGCACUGUUCACACGCUUUAAUUUACCUGGGGUUCUGGUUUAUUAUCUUAGGGGCUGUGAGACUCUCCUUCCCAGGGGUGCGAUUAAUAAUCGGGCCCCUUCUCCUGUACCCCAAACCCCUGAAAUGCAGCAUUAGUCUCCUCUGUAGCAGGAUUUAAUAACUUAGGACCACUUGUUCCCGUUCGUUCAAGGGUGGACAUUCUUCUCCCCCCCCUGCCAACAGCCUUUCCUUGGAAUAGAGAAUGCAACCGUAACCUAUCAGAACUGGUUUUGUGUGUCUUGUCUGCCUCCGCACAGAUAGAGAGUGGUCCGGAAGCUUCCGCUAACCCAAGCCCUCUGCCCACACCAAUCCGCACAUAAACGCACAGGAUUUACAAACAUAUUCAGGGUUUUAAAGGCGUUCGUUCGCAGCGCAGUGUUGGUUACACACUCUAAUCCAUUGGGACUUCAGUUAUGCAAGAUUUCCAAAAAUGAAGAUUGUUAGAGCUUUGUCAUUUUAUAGUAUUGCAUAUUCUUAUUACUAUUCUUGUUCUGAUUUAGUUGCGCGCGCUGUAUGUGGGUGCGUGACUCCCCUCACCAGUUUGUUUGGAUGAGAGACCAUUGACUUAAAUAUUUGUUUUUCACCAUGCUACAUAAGAACAAAUCAUUUGUAGAUCAAAUAGUCUAUGGUGUCACAUCAGUUUAUCUUUAAAGCUUAAGAUAGCUGCUGAGUUUUAGUCUGCAGGUUUAUCUAAAUUUGGAAUGCUUUGUUUGUUUCCUUUACGUUGUCCCCUUUCCCCAUUGUGAUGUUGUCCCUCCUCACGUUAGGAAGCAGAGAAAGGACCUGACCCAUGUGUAUCUGUGUGUUUUAAGAGAAUGUAUUCUUACGAAAGCGAGUAAGUUUUUAUUCCUGUCGUGUGAAUGUGCUCACUGUCAAUUAGUAGUUUUGUGCUAUUGAACAACCUGCAAAUGUCAGGUUGUCUGUGCUUUUUGUAUGACAUGGUCAAGGCACACUGUCAGGAAAAAUGUUUCUAUGAAAUCUCCCUUAUUUGGCAAACCAUUACAGACAAAUCUGUUAAAAAAAUGUUUUUAAUUUAAAUGUAACCUUUAUUUAACUAGGCAAGUCAGUUAAGAGCAAAUUCUUAUUUACAAUGAUGGCCUACCCGGCUCGACACUGGGCCAAUUGUGCGCCACCCUAUGGGACUCCCAAUUACGGCCGGAUGUGAUACUGCCUGUAAUCGAAACCAGGGACUGUAGUGACGUCUCUUGCACUGAGAUGCAGUGCCUUAGACCGCUGCGCUACUCGGGAGCCCGAACAUAUCUCUGCCCCAUUGACCCCUAUACAAGUGUUGAGGUCUGUGUAUGUUGGGCUUAGUCAUUGAGUGUGUGUUCUGAAUGGUUUUAAAGGGUUAACUUAUGUGUAGAUCAUAUCUGGUAAAUCUAGUUUCUAGUUAAGUCGAUCUCGAGGGGUCAUUUUUCACUGUUAUUCAUGCUCUCUCAACUCAAAGCAGUCGCUGUCCCAAAUUUUAAUCUUUGAUUUAGAUGUUUUAAAUGUCACAAGGCCCCUCCAUGUUCUGUUCCUUCCACAGCAGAAAAGUUAUCUAUAUUUCUUGUGGCAACAGGUGAUUUUCAGUACAAACCAACCUCUAACUUUAAAAAUAAAAAGAUGGAAAAAAAGUUCAGACAAAUGUACAUAUUGUAGAAGUGUUUGUUUCUCGUAGAAACACACUGGUUCCAGUCUGUAAAUACGUUGUUCCUUUCCUACUUCCCAUGAGGAAAACUGUACAUACCUUCCAUUGUUCUUUUUUGUUUUUCCUUUUAAUUAGAUUUUAAUAUUAUUUGCAAUAUUUCUCUUGUAUUAAUGCGUUGGACUCUUUUAUUAAUGGUGCAUUAAAAUAUUUUUUAAAAAAAGUGAAAGCUUUGUUGUUUUUUAAGCCAUGGUUGAGUGUCAGGAUUUCCCCUAAGCCCCUAGGUUGUCUAUAGGUGUUGUUAUAUUCACUCUGGCUAUCUAAUGCGAUUUCAGAGCACUCUCGUCCAAGUGUGCCGGAGUGCAGAAUAACUGAGGAAUUUACGAAAGCGCAACAACGGUUGAAUGUGUUGGCAAAAAAGAUAACGUUCCUAGCCCUUUCAUGCGUGAGUUCCAAAUAUCUCUAACGAAACCAGAAACAUUAUUUGCCAAUAUCAUAACUGGAGCAGGACAUCUUUGGAGCUGAAGAAUGAGGACAGCUUUUGUAUGCUAACGUACACUCAUUAACAGUUGUACUGGAUGAAAACACAGCAAGAAAACACAUAUGCCAAUAUGUAAUAUUAAUCUAUUUUAUUGCAGUACUGGUAGUUGGUUCAACAACUUGUUUUACUAGAGGACAAAAAACUGAAUAUGCAAAACCCAUAUUUAAUAUCCAUGCAGUGACUGAACAACAACUGCAUUUCCACCCCCAUCUCUAAAGGCAUAGUAUCAUGGCAGGUUACCUGUCAAGUCACCUGUCAGGUCAGUCAGUCACUUAUUGCUGCAGAUGUGCUCAAUAAUGCUUGAGCAUGUGAUACUCCUCAAAGCAUGGUGAAAUACAAUACUUCCUGUUCGACCUGACUGUGCCACAGGCCCCUGUGCUGUUGGAGAACAGAUGAUGGAAGAGUGUGGGACUGCUGUACCAAUUGUCCACGUACAAAGUGUGUCCCUUGCCGAGAUGAGGAGCCAGCAUGGUCAUCACCACGGACCCUGACACCCCAAGCCCCUCAUAAUGUUUGAUGUCAGUGGUGGACCCUGUGUAAACUAUAAUAUCCUGGACAAAUCCUGUCUUCACGUCGCACAUGACAAAGAAAUUGACUCCAAACCUGUGCCUUUUGGAGGGAAUAUAUUGACGGAACGCCAGCCUACCUUUCCAUAACAUCAGGGACUCAUCAAUGCAUAGGUCCUUAUAUGGCACAAAGACCCGACCAAAUGCUGAUGUCAGGCUGAUAAGAACAUUUCUUAUUUUGUAUAACGGGUCACUUAGGAUGGCAGUAGCAUUGUUGACGAAAUGCAGGCAUCGCAGCAGAACUAGGAAGCGGUCUUGGGAAAAGAGGGUGGCAAAGGAGGGAGUUGCAAACAUAAGAUCUGUGCUCCAGAUUCAGGGUUCUCAAUGGCUACAAGGUUGGGGGGCAGCUCCUUACUGUCACUGUCAGAACUAUGAUUCCUGACUUUCAUACUCAGACUCAUUGUCAGAAUUUUACACAAUUAUUUGUGUAUUUACGGUUUUACUCACAUGUUUUCAAUUCUAGGUGACAAAUCAUGCAUUCCGAUUCUUGCACAGAUUGUAAUGGGCACAUAUUAUGUGUGUAAAAUACUUUUUUGAAGGUUGUACUGAUUAUGAUGAGCUAAGCUAAUUCCCGCUGUGUAGCCAUGUUUGUUGACAUACAAUGCAUUCUGGGUUUCAAGUCUGUUUGACCAAAGAUGUUAUAACAAAAUGAGGUGAGUAAGAGUUCACCAUUUUUUUUGAGGACUUCCGGGAAAUUAAUGGUGGGAUGUGAACAACGGUAGAUGACACACUCCUUCAACACAAACAGACCAAACUCAUCUCGUCUUCUCUUAUUAUCUUCGGUUUCUGUGAGGAAGAAAUGCAUGGCUGCUUGUGUUGGGUCAAUCUUUCCUCAGCGCUACGGACAUAACUCACAUUCUCCAAAUAAGACCCUUUUUACCCAAUUUACCAGGAAAGUACAGGAUUUAAGCAUCAAAUAGAGGCUUUUCUAAUUAUUUCAGGGGAUUUGAAUGAAACACCUGAUGCAUCUGCUGAUCGUUUUCCUUCUACAACGAGUCAAAGCCUUCAAAAUAGCAAUAUUAUCACUACAUUAUGCAAGGGUCUCUGUGCUGAGGAUGCUUGGCCUUAUUUCAAUCUGGAUGCAAAGGGCUACACCUGGACCAACAAAACUAUGUCACGUAAAUCUAGAAUAGAUUUAUUCCUAAUGUCCCCCUUUUUGUUACAAUUUGUUAUAGAUGUAGAUCAUCAGUUGGCUCCCUUUUCUGAUCAUCACUUGAUUUCCCUGAGUUUACAAGCUACUAAAAAAUCAAAAGGUACUCGGGGAUAUUGGAAAUUAAACAACACACUUCUUAAAGAUACCACUCUCAUUGAACACAUCAAAUCGUUAGCUGAAGAUAUUGUUGCAUUAAAAGACUUGGGUCAUGGAAGUAAUUUUUCAAAUAUAAAGUCAGAGUGGUAGUCAUUAAACGCGCCAAAGAGCUGAUGCACUUAAAGAACCAUAGAGAAAAGGAGAUGAUGAGCAAGCUUGACAGUUUUCUAAAGAAAGAUAAUCUAUCUGAAGAAGAGGAGUCUAUUCAAGUCUUUACAACUAGAAUUAGAACCGCUUUACACGGAUCUGGCAAAGGGUGCCUUUGUAAGGUCAAGAGCAAAAUGGAUUGAAGAGGGGGAAAGAAACACUAGUUACUUUUUUGCACUUGAAAAGAUAAUCUACAAAAGAACAUCUGUAACUGCACUCAGAAUUAACAAUGUUUUAUGCAAAGAUCCCAUUACAAUAUCAUCAUUUGUCAAUUCAUUUUAUGAAAACCUUUGCAGCUCUCAAUUUCAGGAAGAUGGUUGUGAAAGCUACAUUUGCCACAUUCAGAAUUAUGUCCCUGUAAUUGAGGAUGAUUUCCACUCAGUUUGCGAUUCACCUGUGUCAACUGAAGAACUUAGAGAGGCUCUGAAUUCAAUGAAAAAAGGGAAAUCACCUGGCCCUGAUGGCCUAUCAGUUGAAUUCUAUAGACAGUUUUGGGAGUUACUAGAAGACCCGAUUUUUUAUGUUUCAAGAUUACAUUAAAAGUGGGGGGAAUAGUCUCCACUAUAAAACAGGGCCUUAUCUCAUUGAUUCCGAAGCCCGAUAAAGACCCUUCUCUCAUUGACAAUUGGAGACCAAAUUACUUUAUUAAAUGUUGAUUACAAAUUGAUUGCUCUGGUUUAUGCCAAAAGUUUAAAGAAAGGAAUAGAUACCAUUAUAAAUGAGACUCAAACAGGGUUUAUGAAGGGCCGCCACAUAAGCUCUAACAUUUGUUUAGUCUUGGACCUUAUAGAUUAUUCAGAUGCAAUUGAUUCAGUUGUCAUGUUUUUGGACUUCUGUAAAGCCUUUGACACAAUUGAACAUGAAUUUCUCUUUGGGUGUCUUAAACUUUUUGGAUUUGGUGAAAAUUUGAUUAAAGUAAUUUGCAUGUUUUACAAAUAUAUAAAUAGUUCUGUAUUACUAAACCUUAAUACUUCCAAAAUAUUUAGUAUCAACAGAAGUGUACGUCAGGGAUGCCCAAUUUCACCAUUUUUAUUCAUUUUGGCUGUGGAACUUCUAUCUCUAGAUAUUACGAAUAAUGCAAAUUUGUAUGGCUUAACUAUUUUUAACAAAGAAAUCAAAAUUUCCCAACUGGCUGAUAAUACUACUCUUUUUUUAAGAGACAAACUGUCACGCCCUGACCUUAGAGAGCCUUUUUAUGUCUCUAUUUGGUUUGGUCAGGGUGUGAUUUGGGCGGACAUUCUUAUGUUUUGUAUUUCUUUGUGUUUGGCCAAGUGUGGUUCCCAAUCAGAGGCAGCUGUCUAUCGUUGUCUCUGAUUGGGAAUCAUACUUAGGUAGCCUUUUUUUCCCAUCUAUGUUGUGGGAUCUUGUCCUUGUAUGGUUGCUAUUGAGCCCUACAAGGCUGUACGUUUCGUUGGUUCUCUCGUUCUUGUUUUUCUGGUUAUCAUUAAAGAAUAUGCUUAACCUAC